CCCCAACUGACAGUUUCCGCACUACAUCUCCCGGCCUGCCCCGCGGGUGAUGCGCCGGUCCCGUGACUUCCCCCCCACCUCGUUCCUCCCGGUCUGUGGAAAGAUGGCUGACGAGGACGGGAUUCACUCCAGCCAGCGGAACGGGGGCGGGGGUCCGACAUUCACCCAGGUCGGGGGCCCGCGGGUGGUCCGGAUAGUGAAGUCCGAGUCCGGCUACGGCUUUAACGUGCGGGGUCAGGUGAGCGAGGGCGGCCAGCUGCGGAGCAUCAACGGCGAGCUGUACGCCCCUCUUCAGCAUGUCAGCGCCGUGCUGCCCGGGGGAGCCGCCGACCGCGCCGGGAUCCGCAAGGGGGACCGCAUCCUGGAGGUGAAUGGAGUGAACGUGGAAGGGGCGACUCACAAGCAGGUAGUAGACCUAAUUCGGGCAGGAGAGAAAGAGCUGGUCCUCACUGUCCUGUCUGUGCCACCACACGAGGCUGAGAACCUGGACCCCAGUGACGACUCCUCGGGGCAGUCCUUCUACGACUAUACAGAGAAGCAGGCGGUUCCCAUCUCCAUCCCCACUUAUAAACACGUGGAGCAGAACACGGAGAAGUUUGUGGUUUACAAUGUCUACAUGGCCGGCCGGCAGCUUUGCUCCAAGCGAUACCGAGAGUUUGCCAUCCUGAACCAGAACCUGAAACGGGAAUUUGCCAACUUCACUUUUCCCCGACUUCCAGGGAAGUGGCCGUUUUCCUUAUCUGAACAGCAGCUGGAUGCUCGGCGGAGGGGCUUGGAGGAGUACCUGGAGAAAGUCUGCUCCAUACGAGUCAUUGGAGAGAGCGACAUCAUGCAGGAGUUCCUGUCUGAGUCAGACGAGAAUUACAAUGGGGUGUCUGAUGUGGAACUUCGCGUAGCGCUCCCAGACAAGACGACUGCCACUGUUCGGGUGAAGAAGAACAGCACUACAGACCAGGUGUACCAGGCACUCGCUGCCAAGAUUGGGAUGGAUGGAAUCACAGCCAAUUACUUUGCCUUGUUUGAGGUCGUUAAUCAUUCCUUUGUCAGGAAGUUGGCGCCCAACGAGUUCCCCCACAAGCUGUAUGUACAGAACUACACCUCGGCUGUGCCCGGGACCUGUCUCACUGUCCGCAAGUGGCUCUUCACCACGUCUGAGGAGUCUCUGCUGAAGGACAAUGACUUGGCCGUCUCUUACUUCUUCCAUCAAGCAGUGGAUGAUGUGAAGAGGGGUUAUAUAAAAGCAGAUGACAAAACCUACCAGUUACAGAAACUCUGUGAGCAGCGGAAGAUGCUGAUGUAUCUGAACAUGUUACGGAGCUGCGAGGGAUACAAUGAGAUCAUGUUCCCGCACUGUUCCUGCGAUUCCCGUAGGAAGGGCCACGUAAUUACUGCUAUAAGCAUCAAGCAUUUCAAAUUGCUGGCGUGCACGGAGGAGGGGCAGCUGGAGAAUCAAGUGAUCGCCUUUGAGUGGGAUGAGAUGCAAAGGUGGGACACGGACGAGGAGGGGAUGGCUUUCUGUUUUGAAUAUGCCCGGGGCGAGAAAAAGCCUCGAUGGGUGAAGAUCUUCACUCCUUACUUUAAUUAUAUGCACGAAUGCUUCGAGAGGGUGUUCUGUGAGCUGAAGUGGAGAAAAGAGGUGGAAGAGGAGGCCACAGAUAAAGACAACAAGAACUGCACUAAUGACAGUACGUGCAGCAAGAACAUCUUUCAGAUUGUACGGCUGCAGCACAAGGACACUAGCACUUAGCUGAAGUGUCCCGGCAUCUCUGGAUCAGUACCGCGUCCUGCUCUUCGCUCAGCAGAGCCCAGUCACCGCUCAGCAACAUCUCAUUGUCACGAAGAUAGACUGAACUGUUUAACCUCUUCAGACCGGGCUCUGGAUGUUUUGUACAGCAUUGCAGGGGUUAAUCAUUCCACACCAAACAUUAGCUCUGUCACCAGGAUCCAUUUCAGCGUCAUUCAAACAUCUCCUGUGCGACUGAGACGUCUGAUGUGAUCAGUCUCGCAAUUGCUUUAUAGUCCCCCCAACCCCCCCUUCCGUUGUGUCCUCUCUCUCUCACCCUUCCCCCGGAAUCUGUUCUUCCUGCACGUGUAAUUCCCUCACCCCCCUAACACUACUACCUGCCCGACACUCCAGCCUCAGUCGUUGCUCCUCACCGGCCCUCGCUCUGCCCCACCCUCUCCCUGAAUGAGCGCAGAGGGCGGAGCAGUGGUGGUAUCAUGUGACUGUACACACCUGCGUCAUUUCAGGCCCCAAAUCCAGACUUUCUACCCUUACCCGUGGGAAGGGGCCCAGUACUACAUUUGCACGUACACCUGUAUAUAUAAGACCUCUUUCUACUUUUCAUAUUGAACCUGUAUCUGAUGAGCAAGUGUCAGGAAUUCCUGCUGUGCGCACAGCUGCCUGUUUGCCACCCCAUUACUCCUCUUCUUGCCAGGGCCGGGUGACUGCCUGCGGGUAGCCUCUCCUGACGUCAGUAUUUGCAGCCCUGCUCGGUCUGUGUAGCCUAUUUGUGACCUCACGAGGCUGUCUCCUGUUGGGGUCACCGAUGAGCAGUCCUGGGCUCUCCGGCAGGCACAGCUGCAGGGGAGGGAGGGUAGCACUGUGAGGCAAUGCCACAGUAUCUGGCAAUACGAAGUGCUAUUUUCUAUAGAAUUGUCUUUAUGUGCCAAACAAAUGCUCAUUGAUCUCACUGUAUAGUUUAGUCUGGCUCCGGUGCAGCUCGGUGUGAAAAAUAUGCGAGUUCCGCGGCAGCGCCCGUUGUGUCUGCACGGAUUGGGGGCCAGGGAGCAUGAAUACCAGAGUACAGACACUACAUAACCGGUCUGUUGGAUCACCUAGCGAUGACUGGCAUAUGCGGGUCUUUGCAUCUUAGAGAGUACUCUAGUGGUCCCACUAUGUCACCACCCACACUUCCAGGUUGCACAGUCACGGGGAUGCAGCAAACGCAGAUCGGAGCUUCUAACUUGUCACGAGAAGGCGGCCCAUGCAUGCUGCCAUUAGUUUGGGCAUUGCCUCUUUGUCCGGCAAGAAUAAAUCUUCCAUUGGUGACCUCACACCGACAUUACAGCAAUAACCGUUUCCAGCCGCUAUAGAACACUCACAUCUAACGCUCGCCUCCCUCCCCCUCAUUCUUCGCAGCUGUUCUCCACACCCCCUAGUGUGUGCGUGUAUUUUUUUUAUUAUUAUUUAUUUUACCAGGAACUAACAUUAUUAGGUUACCAGCGGCAUCUGUUCUGUGAAAAGGUUGGAGAGAGGAGACCCUGCUCAUCAGUGUUUUAACUUCAUGUUCCGGAGCUAACCACUCUAAUGUCGUUCAGUAAGAGUCACCUUAGUGUAAUUAAUUGUAACAUAUUCUUUUAAAUAAAUCAAUUUAUUGAUGAGAUAA
This is a messenger RNA of Pseudophryne corroboree (corroboree frog), 3389 nucleotides long. It is a transcript of the gene SNX27, whose product is annotated as sorting nexin 27. The transcript has 13 exons. Gene Ontology annotation, molecular function: protein binding; phosphatidylinositol-3-phosphate binding. Gene Ontology annotation, cellular component: early endosome. Lineage: Eukaryota; Metazoa; Chordata; Amphibia; Anura; Myobatrachidae. The record is from RefSeq and is a predicted model, not a curated record. Gene Ontology annotation, biological process: signal transduction; endocytic recycling; intracellular protein transport. Bases 50 to 1747 code for a protein of 565 amino acids.